Messenger RNA from Anopheles moucheti, 2906 nucleotides. It is a transcript of the gene S6KL, whose product is annotated as serine/threonine-protein kinase S6KL. Bases 258 to 1688 code for a protein of 476 amino acids. Gene Ontology annotation, biological process: protein phosphorylation. The record is from RefSeq and is a predicted model, not a curated record. The transcript is spliced from 10 exons. NCBI's taxonomy places the organism in Eukaryota, Metazoa, Arthropoda, Insecta, Diptera, Culicidae. Gene Ontology annotation, molecular function: protein serine/threonine kinase activity; ATP binding.
UUGUGGCGGAUGACGGUGCGUUAAACACUAUACGGGUGGAAACAUCCUUUCCUGGUGUCCUGGGGCGGAUCAUUCGUGCUAUGUCAUUUCGUCCAUUCCGUGCAUCGGAACAGGAGCGCUUCAGACUGUCCGAACCAGCGAGAGCUUGCGUAUGCUGAUCGUUUUCUUUGACAGUGCUGAUCAUUUCCCACCCAGUAGGAAGUCCGAUUUUUUGUGACCAUCGUUAGGGAGCGUUUUAUUCGGCGGUUCCGGCCUGUAUGGGCAACGCAGACAUCCGGGCUAUCGAGCCUGCGAUAAGCUGCGACAGCAAUCCACCCCUAGACGAGCAACAACAAAGCAGUCAUUGUCAGGACGUUACGAAGGAGGUUCCGGGGCGAAAGGAGCGCUGCAAGGACAAUCGGGUGGUAACGUUCCAGCUACCACAAUCAGCUGAUGGUGCGAAUUUGGGCCGCGUUGGACGGUGGUACCAUGAAACGUUAGCACAUCGCAGUUACAUCGUCUGGCUGCACGGUGUUGUCGUGAGGGUCGCGAAUGUACUGCGCACCUUCCGGUCAAACUCCCGGAAACACGAUACCCACCGGAUACGGCCACUUGCACGCAUAUCCCGCAGACGGUGGCACCAAACGACACUGGAUAGUGAGACACAGCUGCUGAAGAGCUGUUGGCCGGUACCGCAAACCGAACGCCUGUUUCUACCCACAUUUCCGGUGGACGAGCGUCGCUCCGAGCGUUACGUUGAGCGGUCCCAUCUUGCGGAUGGUGCAUUCGGUCGGGUAUACGUCGUACAGGGCGCGUGUGAUAAUACAACUGUAGACGCCAUUCCCCAUCGGUAUGCUUUGAAAAUUUUACAAAAGUCCAACAUCAUUCUGUCUCACUCAGCUGGACAGGUAAGGGACGAGGUCAAGAUACAGACAAUCUGUGGACAUCAUCCGUUUAUAGUGCCGUGUAUCGAUUAUUGGCAAAAUCGUACGAGUAUAUUUCUGUUGUGCGAAUUCUACAGCAAUGGAGAAUUAUUUCACCGUCUAAAGUCCUUCACCGUUCAGUUGGUUCAGUUAUAUGUGGCGGAGUUAGCCUUAGCCCUUGAUUUUCUCCACAACGCUGGCAUCAUCUACCGUGAUUUGAAGCCGGAAAACAUACUACUUGAUGAUCAGUUUCACAUCAAAUUGACUGACUUUGGGCUCAGCAAGUGGCUUAGCAUCGGUGAUCGAACUACAACGCUCUGCGGCACAAUACAGUAUAUGGCACCUGAAAUUCUGCAAGGCGAACCGUACGGACACACUGUUGACUGGUGGGCCCUCGGGGUAUUGGCUUGCCGGAUGUACACAGGACGGUACCCAAACAUGGACCCGGCCGAGUAUUUAAGGGCAACGGCUGCUGGGCUGGACACCCAUCCAGCAACAGCAGCACGCACCUCGGCGUACGCUCCAACCGCAAUCAACACGUCGCGAGUGAAGCGACUAUUGCCGGAAUCGGUGGAUCGGUUAGUGCCAGAAGGACGCGAUCUACUCCAGCGUCUGCUCCAGCCAGAUCCAAAAGUUCGGUUACGGUCGCUGCUGCAACUGCAGCGCAUCGCCCUCUAUCAGCACUAUAGGUGGGAUGAUGUACGCCAGAUGAAGAUUUUACCGCGAGAUCUGUUCGAUGAGGAGUGCCUAACAGAAAUGGAGGAUAUCUCAUUUCCGGAAUUCUGAUAAACGAUCGUUUUGAUCGUGCCUGCACUUAUUAGAAUCUCAGCACGCACAUUCUGCUGCUACUGCGGAGGGAUUGUAACUACCCCCGCAAGAUUUGUUGCUUUGAUGUAUAGCGCGUCCAAUGAAACUGUACAGUAUUUAACGAAAGUAAUAUUUGUGCCUUUUAGGUGAUAUAUUGUGUUAGUACUUGGCUAGAUAUCUGGGUCACCAGAGGCGAAUGACUCAUGCGUAAUUCUGUUUUGCCUACACAUUGAAUUCAAUUCCUGGUCAGCAACGUCGCACACGGCGGCGGUGGCUGUGCGCAACCAUUAGCGUGCCUACAAUCAAGGCACGGAUAUAAUUGUCCCGGCCGAUUUAUUGGUGUGAAGAUGGUUGAAGGUGAUGACGAUGAUCGUGAUGUGAUUAGCGCUCGUAAUAAUGAUCACGUAGAGAGAGAGAGAGAGAGAGAGAGAGAGAGAGCGAGAGAGUGAGAGAGUCGUGCAAUGAGACGGUUGCGAUCGCGUGCUUCCCCGUCGGCGAGAAGGACGCUGCGAAAAAAAAAAAACACGCGAAGAUGAGUACGCGCUACCGGUGAGAGGUCGCGUGUGUGGGCACGUUUGCUGCAGCCGCUAUUAUGCCACGAGUGCUCGAUUUAAUGAGCGGGUUGCUGAUGAUACGAUUAUCUGUUUUUUUUCUUAAUUCAUCUGUUUGGAGGUUUUAUCUUAUUUGAAUUUUGUGGCGUUGUGCGUGGACAAGGGGGUAGAAAACAGAUCUACGUGCCGGGUGGAAACUGUUUGAUAAGAAAAUCGUGCCCGGGGGGUAGGCCUUCCAGCCGAUUGGCUUUGGAGGCUAGUUUGUUUCGGUGCGGUUACAUACAUUCACGGUUAACCUCGAUCGAUUUUACGGCCCAUUAGACUACGUACUCCACCAGUCGUCCACAUCAGUAUCGACCGUGUGGAAGAUGGUGCGAAAGAAAAACCGUUGAACAUUACCACAGCACAUGGAGUGGUUGGUGAAAACAAUGAAAAAUGCAAAUCAAGUGUUCAAUACUUUUCGGACAUUCCUUCGACCGGAGAUGUGUUGUGUUUCCGGGUUACGACCGGUGAAGGUUGUGUGUACCCGUGCAUUUGGGGGUAUUGGGGGCUUGAGAGGUUUUUCGUAUAAUUUCCGAGAUGAUCACCAAGGUCACCAGCAUUAAGUGAAUCUUAAUUUGAAGCACUUCCAAUAAAGCUUCACUUA